CAUGGCCGCUUCCGGCUGCGCCGCUUCCGGGGAUGAUGACUUCCUGUGGAGCCGCGUUCUGACUGGGCGAGGGGCGCGGAGGAGGCGGGGCUUCCGGCGACGGCGGCUGCGGUGUCGGUCAGUGAAGGCGGAGCCAUGGCGGGACGCAGAGCUGCCCUUAAAGCCGUGGACUGGGCGGCCUUCGCCGAGCGAGUGCCUCCGAACCAGCGAGCCAUGUUCAAUGCGCUGAAGACCCGCAACGAUGCGCUGACAGCCCGGCUGGCUGCGCUGCCAGAGAAGCCCCCGGCCAUCGACUGGGCUUUCUACAAAGCUAAUAUUGCCAAAGCUGGAAUGGUGGAUGAGUUCCAGAAGAAGUUCAGUGCACUGAAGGUUCCUGAGCCAGUGGAUACACAAUCUGCCAAGAUUGAUGCCCAGGAGAAGGAAGCUGCCAAGAGCACUGCUGACUACAUCCAGGCUUCCAAAGCCCGCAUCGCCCAGUACGAGCAGCAGCUCCAGAAGCUCAAGAGCAUGAUUCCAUUUGAACAGAUGACGUUUGAAGACUUGAGUGAAGCCUUCCCUGAAACUAAACUGAACAAGGAGAAAUAUCCAUUCUGGCCCCACAAGCCAAUAGCUGAUCUGUAAACUGAUCAGGGAGUAGUUUAAUGACUGUCAGACUGGAUGAUCUUAUAAAUAAAGAGCUUUUUCUGUCUGUGGUUUACAUCUUA
Molecule: messenger RNA, 704 nt
Organism: Poecile atricapillus (Black-capped chickadee)
Lineage: Eukaryota; Metazoa; Chordata; Aves; Passeriformes; Paridae
Gene: ATP5PD
Product: ATP synthase peripheral stalk subunit d
Exons: 6
Coding region: 136-621 (161 amino acids)
Biological process (GO): proton motive force-driven ATP synthesis
Molecular function (GO): proton transmembrane transporter activity
Source: RefSeq, a predicted model, not a curated record